AUGAAAAGAACAGAACGAGAGGGAUUCUACAAAGGCGACCCGAUUUGGAACAUUUACAAACGACAUGGCGGUAGAACGGCUUGUCUUUUCUGGCCAGGCUGCGCCUUCAACAUCUCAGGGUUACGACCAGAUAUCUCGCCACCGUACAACAAGGAUUUACCUUUCCGGAAUCGAUUUGACAUGGUACGCUAUACU
Messenger RNA from Ostertagia ostertagi, 195 nucleotides. Lineage: Eukaryota; Metazoa; Nematoda; Chromadorea; Rhabditida; Trichostrongylidae. The record is from the annotation of a GenBank genome assembly.